Messenger RNA from Eleginops maclovinus (Patagonian blennie), 7737 nucleotides. It is a transcript of the gene cmtm7, whose product is annotated as CKLF-like MARVEL transmembrane domain containing 7. The record is from RefSeq and is a predicted model, not a curated record. Lineage: Eukaryota; Metazoa; Chordata; Actinopteri; Perciformes; Eleginopidae. The transcript has 5 exons. Bases 100 to 582 code for a protein of 160 amino acids. Gene Ontology annotation, cellular component: membrane.
GCCUUGACUCGGGUGUGACUGUCUGUAACGGAACCGAACCUCCUGCUGCAGUUUAACCUGGGUUAACACUUUAUUUAUCCCGAGUAGUUUGUUGACAGCAUGUCGCACACCGUCAUCACCACCACGACCACCGGCAGGGCGUCCGGGGACGGAGUGCUGAACCUGGGCUACACCCGGACCAUCCCGGGGCUCCUGAAGAUAGGGCAGAUGGUGGCGCUGCUGGUGGCCUUCCUGUGUGUUCGCUGUGCACGGGGCUGGCCCAGCUGGGCGGCCUUCCAGUUCUUCGAGGUGGUGUCGCUGUGGUUCUUCAUCGCCUUCCUCCUGUUCUUCCUCAUGCACCUGUUCAGGCUGCAGGCCAAGAUGCCCUGCUUCAACUGGCCUCUGACGGAGUUCUUCCAUUACUCGGUGGGGGCUGUCCUCGUCUGCAUCGCCUCCAUCGUGGCCGCAGUGAAUGCGGGGGGGGUGUCUGCGCUGGUGGUCGCAUCGGUGUUUGGAUUCAUCGCCACGUUCCUGAUGGUGGUCAGUUUGUGGACGACCUACAGCGUGAGCUGCGGCCCUCACCAGACCGGUGCAGCAGUGUAAGCUGACGGCUGUAAUGGCAGUUUGCUGUGUCCUGGUCCCUUUUCUGCCUAGCAACCACCCGGAUAAUUAACCUGAUUGGAUCAGAAUCAUUUCUGCAGUGGUAAAGGAACAGCUGAUCCUGGACCAGUCAUGGUUUUCUACAAGCUGAAGCGUAAAUAUCCCCGAUCGUCCCGGUAAAAACCCUGAGAGGACCGUAGUCUCAGUGUUCCUCAGACUUCAAAAGUCACAUUUACAUGUUAAAGGUGCUCAGUAAUCAUCAGUGUAUUAAUAGAAUCAGUAUCAACAAAUGACACCGCACUGCACCUGCUACUGUCCUCACAACUACACUUCCCAUCAUGCCUGCUGCUUCCCGCCCUAAAUUUCCCUCUAAAGGUAGACCCUUUUUUUAGAAACGUCUUCCUGUUGUGUGCCAUAAAACAUCCCGUUUCCCGCCGAUAUCCCAAUCCAGAUGAUUUCCCGGCAAAAUAAGAAUACAGCCGCUUUCCCGCCAAAAUCUCACACGUCGUAGUUCAUGAGUCGCCUUUUGUCGCUCUUCUUCGGUGGUUUACAAUAAAUAGCUUGAGUUGCUCGAUUGAAUCAUUCAUUCGUACUUUUAUUCUUCAGUAUAAAAAAGCACUCUGGACCACGGAUGUAUUGAACUCUUUUAUAAAACUCACUUUUCUUAAAUGCUCAACACUCAAAUGGUGCACAGUUUAGCCCUGUUAGCCUGCUAUGCUAAUGUUUGCUAGCACACUUUGGAUUCCCCUUCUGCUGUGCUAACAUUCGAUAACAAGCUAACAUUUUACAGAAAAACAGCUUGCAUGCUAAUGACUUUGUUAGCAUGCUAAAACAUUACUCAGGGGCUAAUACGUAUGUGUGCUAAAGGAAAAUAACAAACAAUAGCAUGCUAAAAACUAAUUCUGUGAAUUGAAACCAAAAGGAACAUCAGCAUGCUAACAAUGCAAACAAAAAGUGCUUCAGUUAGAAAUCAAAAGAAGAGUCUGGUGAUGAUAUUCCUGUUAUAGUCAACAAAUUCCAUCUGCAGAACCAAACCAACCACUCAUUCAAAUACCCAAAAAGCCAAACUCUCCAUUUAGACACAAAUGUGAAUUAUUUUGCCGAUAAAAAAUGCCAAUUCCCUCAAAAGAAGAAGAACUGGAUUUAUUUUAAGAUUUAAGAUAAACUAUCGACAGGAAACCAGGUUUUAAGAUGUUCUGCUCAUGGGAUUUUUUGGCAGUAAUAAAAACAAUCCCACCAGAGAUAAUCCUCAAACCGUGCUGUUUUAAAUGAGUGCCAUUGAUUUCAGAUGAUCACGUUAACAACAUGAACCAAACCUUCUUUCAUCUGGGCGCGGCUCCCAUGACGCAUCUCAUUCACGUCCUGUGGAAAUCGAUUUGCCGUUUACUCCGGCAGCCGCUCAGAGUCAAAGGACGCCAUUUAUUACAGUUUCUCUUCACAGCGCUGUGCAGUUUUUCUCACAUUCAGGACAUGCGCGACUGUCCUCGGUGCUUUUACAGAAACAAACUGCUAGUCCUUUCUGUCCAAAUUCACUCCAAAUGUAUCAGAAAGCACAUUAUUUCUAAACGGAAAAAAGAGAGCCGUGUCCGUAUUACACUCGAAAAGUGAGAAUGAUUUCUACGGAGCGUAUGGCAGUGGAAAUCUGUUGGCACGGAUUCUUAAAGUAAAAUAUAUUGGGUGUAAAUGGCAAUGUUCACAUGCAUUUCUAACCUUUUUCUACAGAUUACUAUCAUACAUGGAUUUAUUAAAUGUACGCAUGCAUUAGAAACGCUUCUGCAUGGAUUGUAUGAGAUGGGACUGAUAAAUGCACACACAGACUGCUAAAAGGAAUAUCAAACAAAAACAUGCAUACAGGUUAAUAAAAAGUCUGCAUGAGAUUAAUACUCUGUGAAGAAAGUAAAUACACACGGAUUCCAAAACGUACUUUUAAAUGGAUUGAUCUGAAAUGUAUUUGCGGUUCUUUUGAAAAGUAUAUAUUGAUGGAUAAAUUGUAUUUUCAGAUAAAAUAAUGCAUGAAUCCAUGAAUGCAGAUAAUAUGGAAUGAUACAUUUUGCAUUCAGAUUACAAGCACUCAGUUAUAGUUGUCCUGAAAAGCUUUACAGUAAUGCAAUAUUCAAAUGUCCUCCUGAAGACAUAAGAGCGUAGACUAUCGACUGGGGAUAACAUCCGAUGUGAUGCACUGAAUAGAAACGGAGGACUCUUUUCUCUGUCAAAGCACAACCCAUCUCCAGAUCCCUCCCCCGGUCUCCACUCAACCCUCACAUUGUGUAGUAUUUUCACUAUUCGUCUGACUCUGAGAUACAGAGCCAUGCUUUUAUUUGGUGAUCGUUAACCCUUUAUUAAUCUGUGUGACAGAUUUCCACGUCACAUGGCUCCCAGCUCCGUAGUUCUCCGACCAAUCAUUACACUGAAGUUAUCUCGACAGUGCAUCAGUAGUGGAUUGAAAUGCAGUUUAUCUUUUGGUUCUACAAACGUUUCUGACGCGCUGAUCUUUGAUAGUUCAGGUUUUAGAGCUGCUGCAGAAUCCAACCCUCAAGGGUCUGAGCCCUUUUUUCAGACUUCAUGCAAUGAAUCAUGGGAUGCAUAAUUAGAUCUAUAACCUCUAUCCAACACCUAGAACAUCUAAAUCUACUUCCAAUGGAUACAUGUUCAUAAAAGACAUCCGUUGUUUGUUCAUAUGCUUCUUGAAAUCUGAGUCAAAGUUUGUUGCCUAAGACUAGUUUGCUAUCAGCUGUUAGCAUAUUAGCAACAUACAUCACUUGAAACCACUUUGUUGGAUGAAGUAAAAACAAGAUGUAUUUAACUUAAGUAUUGUUUCAUUAAGUAAAGAGCUUGCAUAACUUGGCCCCUCAGUAAAAGUAGAGCUUUAUAAACUGUAACAGAAGGUAACUGGAACUAAAUAGGCAUUGCUAAUGCUAAUCUGAACCUAGCAAAAUGAUGGUUUGCCCAGGAAAUGAAGUAAAACCUAGCUCACUAACAAGCUAAACCCGCUGUUUCUAGUCUAACUUGGCACGGAUGCUCAAGAUACCACCCCGCUUACUUUAGCUCGGAGACCUUUUGAACAGAAAUCUAUCUGUUAGUGCAAGGGUCUGCUGAGAAGUAGGCCCAGACCGGCUACAUUAGCAGCGGAGAAAUGUUUGUAGAAUUAAAACUGAUAUGUAAAUACGGCUGCCGGAAGGCGGAGGCUGUGGUUGAGUGGGAAACCUUCUCAAACCUAUAGAAUUGUUGAUCCACAGAAAACUGCCUUACUGUUGAUCAGAUGCCAAAAAAAUGAGUGAAAAACUUUGGAUUUUUGCACCGAAUGUGUCCUCUUACAUGCCUCCAAAGCAGCUCCGGUUGCAAAGUGAAGGAUUUAUGUCUAACCAGACCCGAGUGCUUCUCUGACUAACCCUAACCCUAACCAUGUUAAAGUUGAGGUGGUGAAUUCUAAGGAUUUAAACAGAGCUUAUUGCCUAACUUCUGGUGCGUUCCCUUCAGCCCCAACACACUGUGUGAUCGCAGCGGUCUCUCAGAGGAACAUGUCACACUGUGGGUUGAACCGUGAUCGAUAAUGCAAUGAAUGUAAAAUAAAUCAACAAUACAGUUUGAACAAAUGUGCGCAAACAUGACCUCGUUAAUUAAACUGAGACCGUAAAGCGUUGAAGCGCCACUGCCUCUCUAUAGUUUUAUGAUUACCUGUUCAUGGGUGCUCGUUUACCGGAUGUGGGUUAAUAAACAACACAUUUCAUAAUCAGAGGUCACACUGUUUUAUUGCAAACCUCCGGGACUAUGAGAAAAUGUCCCUCAUUAAGCAUUUUCCUGAAGAGUCCAUGGUCUCAAGCUCUAGUUUCAAGUCAUGAUGUUCAUUUAGUAAAUGAUGAGGUAAAAUAGACGAUAAAGCGACCUAUGCUUUAGGGGCGGGGCUAGCUGUGAUUGACAGGUUGCUGUUGGUGUUUUCAUUUCCUGAAACUUAAUUUUGGUCGCCUAAAAAUAUCUUGUUCAGCGUCCAGAAACCAACAUGGAGACUGCAACUAAAGGCUUUAAAACCAAAGACCACCAACCAAUGGCUGACGUCAUGGUGACCGACAUCCGUUUGACCUUUUCUGUAGUAACCCCGCUGGAGAGCAAGCUAUAAGUGGUCUGUUACCAGUACCAUCAGAUGUUACGCAAGCCUAUUAGACUGAGUAUCAUUUGGAAAUGUUCUGACUUGCGUCCUAGAGUCAGAUCUUGUCUCCUUAAUAUCUCAACGGCGUCGAAAAGUUAGUGGAAGUAUCUCACCGUGUGAUCUAAAACACCGUUUUGGAUUCCCCUCGUCUUCCCCCAGUUCUCCCUGAGGCCGCCCAGAAUCACACAGUGUGUUUCCACUCCAACACCAUUAUAGUCACACAUAUUUAAAAGCUGUUUUUCUACAAAGCUUUACAUUGCUGCGCUUCACCUUCAGAUAUACACUCUGUGCUUUUUGUGAUGGUCCAAGAUGUUCACCACACUGUGUAUCUGCUGCUUCACUGUGUUUAAGUUUGUUCUGGACCAGUUUGACCUUUGAAGGAUUUAUUUUGUGACAGAUGCACUGAUGAAACUGCUGUACUCUGCAUUUGUUUAUUUCCACUGGACAAAAAGACACCUUUGAGAUUUUAGUGCUUUGAUUUGUUUUUAAGAUGUUUUGUAUUUUUAUUGUGUGACUUUUGAUAAACCAGGUUUGUCCAUCAGAAUCUGCCCAGGAUCCAGUUUUGGUAUUGAAUUUGGAUAUUUUUUUUAAAUUGGUGCAUCCGGAAUAUUCUUUGCCCCUGAAGCUGGGUUUUCUAUAUCUGUAGCUGCCUGGACGCUUUGUCAGAAUGAAUCAGAGUCCGGCUCUUCAGAUUGUAACUGUGACCAUCAAGACAAUUAGCACGCACUCCGAUCAGUGAUUGGCUCCGGCUCCAGGACGCACAGAAGCACACUGUUUACAUUAUUUAUUUUCUGCAUGUUCGUAUUUUCUGAUGCUACAUAUUCUCACGGAGGCGGUGUGUGUCCACUGGGAGAAACAGAAGGCUGAAAGGGUUUGAAAUGUGGGGGCACUGACACGUAAAGAUCCCGGACGAUGGAACGGACAUCUCACAGAAAUCCAGUUUGACAGAUGGGUGUGAAGUCUCAAGAAAAGCCUCCAAACGUACAACAGUAAACCAGAGAUUGUGCAGGACUUCUUUUUCCGACUCCCUAUGGUUUGUUUUUACUUUAUUGAAGGAACUUUAAUUUAGCUUUCAGGGUGAACCUUACUUCAGUCAGGAGAGACUUGUUUUGAUGUAACCAUAUACACUGCCCGGCCAAACAACAGGUCACCAGCCUGUGGUGUGAUCUGGGGGGGCCGGAGUUGGUCUGUUCUAGGUUCAGCAACCCAAAGAAUGAGGUCAGCUGACUCCCUGAAUAUCCUGAAGGACAGGUUAUUCCAUCCAUGGAUCUCUUCUCCCCUGAUGGAGCGGGCAUGUUCCAAGAGGACAAUGCCAGGAUCCAUCGGCUCAGACUGUGAGAGAGUGGUUCAGGGAGCAUGAGACAUCAUCUCACACAUGGAUCGGCCCCCCCAGAGUCCAGACCUGAACCCCAUUGAGGAUCUUUGGGAUGUGCUGGAGAAGACUUUGCGCAGUGGUCUGAAUCUCCCGUCAUCAAUACAAGAUCAAAAAUAAUGACAGACAGAAAUAAAUGUUGAGCAGAAGCUCGAGGAAACGAUGCCACAGAGAAUGUGUGAUCAAAGCUGAAGGCGGUCCAACGGAUAUUAGAGGGGGACCUUUUUUUUGCCAGGCAGUGUGUGCUUAUUGCCAACAAUACACAGAUGAAUGUAAAGGUGUUUUAGGUGAUUAGACCCCGGAGUAUCAUUCAGGAGUAGGGAAACCGAGCCGAUAAACCCCCCCCCCUCUGGGGUUGAGACACUGGUGGAGGGGACUGAUGGAGGUCUGGUCUGUAGAGGAGUGGUUUCAGCUUGACUUAAACCCUGGAUUCAGAGGAACGCGAGGUGGAAGAGAGGGAGGAGAGAGCAGGUUUAAAGGUCUGGCGAUGCGCUGUGAUUGGCUUGUGGGAAUAGUGGCCAAGUGAUAGGUUCAGCUGGGGAAGGACCGCCCCUGAUCUCUGAUUGGAGGGCUGAGCAGAGUGAGAUGGAGACAUGACAGAUAUAAAGACGGUUGGAUCUAUGAUUUCAUGGGAUUGAUUCGUAUCUGCUGCUCAGGAACAGUUGGGGUCAGAGACGAUGUGUCCUGGAGGGCGGAGUCAGAGAGGUUGUUUGCAGAAGUUGACGUUAAAGCCGAAUGUCCGUAUAGAUGCUGCUCUGGACCUUCGGAUCGUCCCACAUCAUCUUCCGAUCUCUCUUAGCUUUAUCGUCUAAGAACUCCAUCGUCCAUUUCUUCGGUGGUGGCGAAGUCCAUAGGGGUCUUGGCUUGGGAACUGGAAGUCCUGGGGAGACCAAGUGCUACCGAGGUGUCCCUGAAGGCACCGCUCUUUACCCUGCUCCCCGGGCGCCGUACAUAUGUCAGAUGCAGGACGUCCCCCUCUGUGGAACCAGUAAGGGUUUAUUGUAUUCUACAGUAAGCUUCACAGUUCAUCUGCCGAGAUAGAUCGUGUGAUACCGUAGAACGUUACAGAUACUGAAUGAACCUCGAUGUCAACUUUCCAAAAGUCAUCUCAAGCCAUGUGGAAACAGGAGAGAAAUACUGUGCAGUCUUUCAGUUUCGGAGUUUAAUGGAAGAGAAGUAAAUGUGUUCUGUUGUGUUAUUUUACACCCAUCCAACGCCACGUGACACACCUCGAACAACGUGAGGACGAUUGUGUACGACUUGAGCAACUUUAGGAACCUCUGAAGGAAGGAAUUGUCCUGAUUCUGUGAGAUGUCCGUUCCCCUCUCUGGAUCUCAGCCCAGUGGACGCGUUCAGACCUGUUUGUCUCCAAAGUGCCUUAACGUUCUGUUGAUGUGAGGAGCGGUUCAUUACCCUGCUGUGUGCAAGCUACUCAGCUGACUGUGUUUCAGCGAGUAGGGGGGGGGGGGGAGAAAUGAAGUGAUUUUAUGUUGUUUUAAAAAAGAUGUCCACAGUAUUAUUAUAAGGCACCUCACAAAGAGCUCACCUGACUUGUGUUGUUUUUCUACAUUUUUUAAAAGUGUGUUUAAACUACAGGUUGUGGUUUGUUGCAUGUUGUAAAUUAAAGACUCAUUGCACCGUU